This is a messenger RNA of Pieris macdunnoughi, 363 nucleotides long. NCBI's taxonomy places the organism in Eukaryota, Metazoa, Arthropoda, Insecta, Lepidoptera, Pieridae. The record is from the annotation of a GenBank genome assembly.
AUGGUGUUCGCUGCGCGGGGGAUCAUCGCGCGGCUGACUGCACCAGGCCGAGGGAAGUGCCGGCGACCUGCGCCAACUGCGGGGGGCCUCACCCCGCAUGCCACUCGUCUUGCCCGGUGCGCAAGGAGGAGGAGCAGAAUCGGCGCGCGGGCACGUUUGCCCGAACGGCGCCGUCUCGCCCCUUGCGCCGUACGAGGGAGCGAGCGAGUGGCUCUCGCUCGCGUAGCGAUCGAGCCCCGGGACCGGGAGCCGAAGACAGUGGUUUUAAAAACAUUUCUAGUGAACAGCUCUCGUCGCGGUAUACGGCUGACGUAUACCCCGUCGCAGCGGCCCCCCACAACCCCUCCCGCGCGGAGGAAAUAA